Chara braunii is the source of this 1709-nucleotide messenger RNA. NCBI's taxonomy places the organism in Eukaryota, Viridiplantae, Streptophyta, Charophyceae, Charales, Characeae. The record is from the annotation of a GenBank genome assembly.
ACCGACCUGCUUAGAGCCAAAAUAAUUUUUUUUGUGGCUGAACCCACCGCAUCUCCCUACUCGAACAAGUGGUUCGUGUUCAGGAAGCCCAAUAAGAUGCUCAGGUGGAUCCAGGACCUACAAAAGCUCAAUGCGGUAACAAUCAGGGAUGCAGGCUCGCUUCCACAGGCCGACUUGUUGGUAGAAUCUCAUGCGGGGCGGAGUAUUUACUCCCUGGUAGACUUGUACUCAGGAUAUGAUCAGUUGUCGCUCGACGCCAUGGAUAGACCAUAUACCGCAAUGCACACCCCGGUAGGACAGCUGCAGAUGCAAGUGAACCCUAUGGGCUUCACAAAUGUGGUAGCAGAAGCUCAGAGGAGGAUGCUUGCCGUCGCAGGGGAUAUGUUUCUAGAAAAGUGUGAACCUUACAUAGAUGAUAAUCCCGUGAAAGGCGCAAGAUACAAAGAUGAGACGGAAGUACAACCGGGAGUGCGGAAGUUCGUCUGGGACCACUUGCAGGAUGUUAAGGACUUACUCCAGCGAUUACUAGUCUACAACAUUACUGCAAGCGGACCCAAGAGCAUCCUGGCAGUCCCGGAAGUAACCAUACUGGGAUUCCGCUGUGGAGCUUAUGAGAGGAGACCCGCUCCAGCAAAGACUGAUAAGAUCUCUCAGUGGCCAACACCCCUGCGUACCACGACGAAAGUACGAGCCUUCCUAAAGGUGGUUGGAUUCUGGAGGAUCUUCAUCAAAGGUUUCGCAAAGAUAGCAGAACCCAUCCGCGCGAUGAUUAGGGAAGGUGGCACUAUGGAUUGGACAGAGGAUAGGGAAGAGGCAGCCAAGACCCUGAAAUACAUUUUGUCGUCCGAUCAGGUCACGUUAGCAGCACCCUGUUUCAAUGACGAGGUAGGACGACCCUUCAUCUUAGAAACAGAUGGGGGACCAUUGGCAGUGGGAGGAGUAUUGAUACAGAGAAGCGAGAAGGGCAAAGAAAGACCAAUCAUAUUUGAAAGUAGGACCCUGAAUUCACCAGAACGACGGUAUUCGCAGUUCAAGAAGGAGGUUUUAGCAAUUCUACAUUGUCUUAAGACCUUCCAGGCAUACCUGUUCGGGAGACGAUUUAUCCUAAGGAUCGAUCCCACCAACGUUGCCGGAGCCCUAAAGAACUACAAGCCCAUAGACCCGACUGUCGGCAGAUGGAUAGGCUUCAUAUGGCAAUUUGACUAUAAGGUCGAGCGAAUUGCAGGGCUGGCAGAUGGGUUGAGCAGGGUUUGUAUCACGCCAGAAGGAGUAGAGGACGCAGAACCAAUUGAUGCCUUCCUGAAGUACGAUGGAGGGACCCUUAUCGUGGAUAAUGAGAUGGCAGAUCCGGCAAUUACAACCGGACAAUUGCUGAUUCAGACCUUGGAAAAGGGCGCACCUUCAGUGGUUGCAGAACUAUGGGAAGGACCAGUCACCACGGUCAGGCGCAAAGAGGAAAAGGACUUGUGGGGAGCAUAAGUAGGAGCCAGAGAGGAACUGAUGGCAAUGACCGUGGAGGGGGGACGAGACGCCGUGAUGACGUUGGCCGAAGCCUGUGCGCAGAAGGAGUGUCAGUAUCUAGUCAACCUCACUCGGGAGGAGCAGGGUACGGAUCAGAAGGAACAAGAGUUCUUCCUCAUACAGAUGUACGAGGCCGUCUUCAAAGAAAUCGGUCUGCUCCUUGUAGGGAACAAACAAACCACGGAAGU